Molecule: messenger RNA, 5096 nt
Organism: Haplochromis burtoni (Burton's mouthbrooder)
Lineage: Eukaryota; Metazoa; Chordata; Actinopteri; Cichliformes; Cichlidae
Gene: tprn
Product: taperin
Exons: 4
Coding region: 198-2663 (821 amino acids)
Molecular function (GO): phosphatase binding
Source: RefSeq, a predicted model, not a curated record
CAGACAGUGUGACAGCAGAGGGAGAGGAGAGAGAGAAGAAAAAAGGGAUGUGUGUGAGUGUGCGGUGAUCGGUGCUGCAGGUACAGUCACAGCCGGAGAUACAGCUUCAAGAGCCGCACCGGACCGCGGCAAGACCGCCUCGGAGCCUGCCUGCCUCUCUCUCUCCUCCUCAUUUCUUCCAGUAACAACCCUCCGCGAUGUCUGGCGGAGGAGAGGUUCGCGUCCUCCGCCAAGAGGGCGGCCAAGAGAGCCCGAGGAUGCCGGCCUGGAAGCGAGAAAUCCUGGAGAGGAGGAAGGCGAAAGGCGGCGGCGGGGCUGGGGGAACCGGUGCUCCGGAGGCUAGCCCCGGGGGAGCGGGCCCGCAGCGGGUAAACGGCGAACUAACGGGGAAUGUGAACGGAGGAGGUGGUGGCGCGACCGGGCGGAACUACACCAUCACCCCGGCCACCCAGCACUUCUCCCACAACAAAGAGCCACAAGCGACGGCCGCGGCGACACCGAGGGAGGAGGGCAGACACGAGAGUCUGGUGCUGCAGGAGAGCCUGGGGCCGCUGGAGGAGAACCCGUUCAUCAAGCUGGAGAAGGAGCGGAGGAGGCGGCAGGAGCAAGAAAACGCCACCCGCCCGGUCCAGCACAUCCUGGAGCUGUACGGCAGUGUCCCCGGCAUACGGACUAUCCGAGCGGAGAACAUCAUCAUCAUCGAGUCGGACCCGGAUUACUUUCCGGAAGGUGGAGGCGUGAAAAGCGAGUGCCAAUGGCAGCAGAACGGUGUGAGUAGUUACAGCUCUCUAAACGACCUUCUGGACCGCAGAGGGAGUGCUGUUACCGAGAUAAGAGCCAAGGAAGUCGUCAUUUAUGACACCACGUUAAGCAAGAGCGAGGAGAACCUGAGCACCCUGGGCCGUCCUGAUCAGGAGGUCCCCUAUAAUACAGGUGACGGUCAAGGUAGGGUCAGCAGGAUCCUCCAGAAGUUUGACAGCAACUAUGGGAAGCUGCAGAAGAAGUCCCACAGCACAGAGAACCUCCUGGACCUGGAUUGUAGUGCCAGCAGUAGGCCAAGACUCUGGCCCAAGACACAGCCAGAUCUGGUGCCAAAGCCCAGGCCGGGUCCACGGGUCAGCAGCCCGGGCAGUAGCCAGCCAUCUUCGCCUGUCUUCCAGGGUCCCUGGUCUUCCAAACCAAAGCCACAGCCUGCCGUCUCUGGGCCGGGCAGCCCCCAGCGUUCACAGCCCGUGUCUUCCUUCCGUCAGCGCUUUGAGGAGAGUGGAGUCCACCACAGCGCAGCCGUGACUCCCAGAGACGAGCCGGACAGGGGGACAAACAAGCCCACCAGGGAGAGAGACUGGGAGGCCGCUGAGGUGCCCCCCAAACCUAAGGUGCCAUGCUCUCCGGAGACCCGCCGUGCCCGUGCCGAGGCCCCUUUGAGCCCUGUCUCAUCCAAGGUGACCUGCUCCUCACACGAGUUUGAAAUCCGUCCCGCUCCAAAGCCAGACCUCGCCCAGAUUCCUGAUGGCGACACCCAAGCACGGGCCCUCGCAAACCUUCGCCUCCAGUCCCGAAACUCCUUCACAGUGAUCCCCAAGCGCCAUUUGGCUGCCUCAUCUUCAACAAGCAGCCCCAUGGUGACACCUGGCCCCAUCAAGUCCUCCCCCUCACACAGAGCAGCAGAGGUGUCCAAACCUGGAGUGCCAACCUCCCCCACCCUGUUAAAGAGGAAAGAGGAGGAGAAGGAGGUGGAGAGGCCAUCCAAACCUGAACCAUCUCCUCUCACUGUUGCCACAAGUCCUGCUCCUUCUCUCUCUGAACCUUUAUCUCCAUCCCCUGCUCCCACUUCUCCGCCUGUCCUCUCUUCACCCCCCUCUUCUCCAGCUAUCCCAUCUUCACCUCCCUUCUCUCCCACCCAGUCAGUCUCUUCUCCAGUGCAACCUCCAGUGGAUCAGCUGCCAGUAACAAACAUUGACGACAUCGAGGUGGAGCCCCCACCCCAGCGUGUCCCUGUUCCGAGCCCCUUGGUGCAGAGGAAAAAGGGGAACACCUUCACUGUGGUGCCUAAACGUCGGGUGGAGUCUGACGCCCAGCUGAGCCCACCUGAGCCCCAGCAGGAAGCCCCGAGUGAAGCCCCUCCGGGGUCAACCCCUCCCCAGGCCCCCUACGCCCAGCUGGGUUCCCUGUUGAAGAAGCGCUACCCUGCUGUGGAGGAGAUUGAAGUCAUCGGCGGGUACCUCUCCCUUGCGAAGUCCUGCCUCUCCAAGACUGGCUCCACGGGCAAAAAGCUAAAGAUCUCCUUCAAUGAGUCCAGCCUCCAGAGCACCUACGAGUAUCCAUCAGAAAGCAGCGUGUGGGACAGCGGGGAGGAGGAAGAGGAGGACAAACAAGAUGAGAAGUUGGCAGACGAACAGCCAAGCAUGGUAGGACGGAUCCACAUCCCUCGAGCCAGUUUGACCGGCUCGCCCUCCCACACCACCAACAGCAACGAUCUGUCCAGCUACAUUCCCAAGCACUCGGUGGACUUCAGCGCCUGGCAGGAGCACAAACACGAUGACGGCAUUAACCAGGAGGAUGCCGCCUCCCAGCAGACACAGAGAACUGAGGAGGUCAUGCUCACGCCGGCGGACAGCUCCUCCCUCACAGACUACAGCAGUGAGCCCGCUCUUUACUUCUGAUCUGCCUGACCAAUCAGCUGUACAGUAGCAUCGCAGCAUCUCACCCGUGGGACCAGACUGCCUCCACCUCGACACUCCAGCCGACUAUAAGCACAUCUUCCUGACCAGACAGGAAACAUGGGUGUUUUAUUUUUGUUUUUCUGGCUGAUUUCCUGCCACGGCACCGCCACACGCCACGUUACCAGCUGCGCAUUGGAGCUGCCGGGUGGCUGGCGUUCAAUGCCCACCUUCUUUCUGAAGCUGAAGCAACAAAUCUUAAAAAGAAAAGAAGAAGGAAAAAAAAAAAAAAAGCAGCUGGGCUGUCUUUCCCAACCCGUGAUCCUCUAACAGACAGUUGAUCUGUCAGCGUCCAGAAUCUUCCUCCUUGCCACGCUGUAGAAGUUUUUGCUGCUUUCGAGGUUCAAAUUUAGCUUCAGGUUUUAUUUUAUUUUAUUCUUUUUGGAGGAUGUCGACGAGGGAAGGAGCCGACAGAGUUCAGUGUUAUCGUGGAAGCGUGUCAUUACAGCAGAUUGGCAGCAGAUACACAUAAAAAUGGUGAAAGGGUGCCACAAAUGCAUUUCUUUGUUCCCUUUUCUUUUUCUUUUUUUAUCUGCAUGUUUUGAUUUGAGUCCAGCACUUCUGUUGGUUCUGUCUUACUGUAAAGCUUCUCUAUGCCUUUUUUUUUUUUUUGUUAGGUUUUGUAUAUUUUCUGGCAGACUAUGUACUGAUUGAAGCUGCUGGAUUUUUUUUUUUUUUUGGCAAGCAAACUUCAACAUGCUUCACUUCUUCAUGUGACGAGGGAGGAAACAUAUGCACCCCACCCCCCGGGAUCAGUAGCACCUCUCAUUCCUUAUUAAAUGCUUGAUAAAGUGACCUUGGCCAACAAUGUCUGUAUGUCCGUAUUGCUGAAAUCACGUGUCCGUAUAUCCGCUCUGGAAAGCUGGUAGACCUCCCGAUGCCUUUCCUCAGCUCUUUGUGUAUUUAUUCCUGCUUAACGUUGAAGUUUGCAUGUCUGAAAUCUGCUUUUUUUUGAGGGGGGGGGGUCGUUUUGUUUGUUUUUGGUUUUUUGUACAGAUGUUUGCUGGUGAGGGCUCCGAAAGAUCCCCGCCAGACCAGUCGGACCUCAUCUACUUUCACAUUCCACAGGGAAAGAAGGCGGUCCACUUUGAAGGCAACAGUGAUUGUGAUUGAUCAUUAAAAGAAAAAAAAAGGCAUUUUGUGAGAAAGAAUGAAAGUUUGUGUGUGUGUCUUUUUUUUUUAAUUAUUAUUCAUAUUUUUAUAUGCUCAUAAUGCCAACUGAUUAAAGAGUUCCUGUAAAGGCCUCUCAUCCACUCUUCGGCCAGUAUUGUUGUACUGUCUCCACUGGGAUUCAUCUCUUCUGCUUAUUAUUUCAUGUAUUUUUUUACAUUUUAUUUCUCCAAUCAGAUGCAAUUUUUCUUUGCCAUCAGGAGCUUUGUCUUUCUCUCUGAUGGAUUUACAACUUAUGUUUCGUCCGGGAGUCUUGGUUGAUAGAUGUCUUUGCACUGUCAUGCUUUUAGAUUUGUUUUGCACCUCAUGAGGAAGUAAGAGUGGGCUGUAGAGGAAAUGUGCACUUAAAAGAACGAGAAGCCUACAGACUGGUGACAAAUUAGAGGAGAAGGUUAAAAGCGUCUCAAUGACGUGCCUCCAAAACACGAUGAUGUCAUCUAACACGUUGGAGACUGUAGCACUUGAUUCUUAAUGAUGUCAUCCUCAUUAAUCCAUUCAGUGACAUCCCACCUGUUUCCUUUCAAGAUCGGGGAAGGGCAUUAUCAUCCUGUAAGAGACCACUUCCAUCAACCAUGCCAGCAAAAUUGCCCCCUGAGGGCAUAUAUGGGGUUAAAGGGUUCAGGCUUUUCCUUUAAUUUGUCACCAACCUAAAUUUGGUUGAAGAGUUACAUUUCAAAGAAAAGCCUGACUUAAGUCUAAGUCAGGCUUUUGAUUGGGGUGGACUGAUAUAUCAGUUUAGAUUGCACUGAUUGAUAUUUAGAUAUUCUGAAAGAAAAAAGGUGGGGAUAAUCUGUGCAUUUCUAAUUUCAAUCCCAUGUCUCAGUCGGCAUGAAUGAAUUAAAAUUUGAAAUGAAACUCUUCAGCCACACACAAUUGAAUGCAUCGCGAUGAAUGCCAUGACCACUUUGUUUUCUAUUGCCACUCUAGUCUUACGAUUGUUUGGCCUUGUCACUGUGACCAAAAACAGCAGCCCGAAGUGCAGUUUCGCCACACAGGUCCACAGGGACUUCAUCUUUGUCCGCCUACAAAAUCUCUCCAACCCCCUGCUGGUGUACACCGAUUUGAAAGAACCACGAACUUUGGAUGUUUACUUCAUGCGCUCAAUGUGACUGCUCAGCACUGCUUCUGUUUCAGAAGACUGAAUGUAAAUUUUUUUUUUUCAAUAAAUUUCCUGUGGUAUGAUUAUCAGCUUACCAGAAAACAUCA